ACCGGCAGCAGCAGGCCUCGGCGACUUCCGCUCGCAGGUCCUGUGUGCUUUUGUGGCUUCGCCAGGAAGAAGCUUGAGCGGAGAAGAGACGGCAGGGCGCGCACGGCUGCGAGGCGCUGCACGGCCCGCUGCGCUCAUUGCCCGCUUGCUGAUUGCGCCGCUCGGCCCGAGCUUGCCUUCCCACCACCACCAUCAAGCAUCGCAAGUGUCGCCGGUCUGACUCCCAACAGGCUCACAGGGCAGACUCACUGGCAUGGACGCACUCGGCAAGCGCCAGGCGGCCGAUGCGGCGCAGCAGCCCGUGAUCCACCCGCUCAACGGGCACGGCAUCUUUGCCAUCAUCGUCUUCGCCAUCGUGUCGCUCGUGUGCAUCCAGCCGGUGCGUGUGCCGAUCCCGCAUGCCGUCUCGACGCCGGUGCGCAACGCCUGGCAGCGCGCAGUGGGCCGCGAUGCGGCUGCGCAGCAGGAGCCGCUCGCGCCGGAGCUGGCGCCGGAGCUGCGCCGCGCCUCGCAGGAGGCUGUGCCGCCGACGCCCGGCACGAUGCGCAGCGAAGAGGAGCUGGCGAAGGCGGACUCGCUGCCGGCCCGCCAGCCCAAGCCGCAGCGCGCGUACCUCGUCUUUGACCACGUCUGGACGCCCGCCGUCGGCAUCCUCUUCCUGCUCGCGACGCACACCAUCGGCGGCGAGCAGCUGCGCGCCGGCAUUGUCGGCGAGGAGGGUGUGGAGCCGUACGACGUGCUGGCGCUCUUCAUCAGCCUGGCGUACAUCGCCAUCAGCCUCGAUGCGACGGGUCUGCUGCGCUACCUCGCCUUCCAGGUGUGCCUCAAGGCCGGCUCGAGCGGCAUGCGCCUCUUCCUGCUGCUCUACGCCUUCUUCUUCACGGCCGGCGUGCUGGUGGGCAACGACCCCGUGAUCCUCAGCGGCACGGCCUUCCUCGUGUACUUCACACGCGUCGCGGGCAUCUCGCCGCCGUCUGCGUGGAUCUGGGGCCAGUUUGUCGCAGCCAACAUCUCCUCGGCCGUGCUCGUCUCGUCAAACCCGACGAACCUCGUCAUCGCGACGGGCUUCGGCAUCAGCUUCCCGACGUAUACGGCGUACAUGAUCCUGCCGAGCGUGGCCUCUGCGCUCGCAGCGAUCCUCACGAUGCUGCUCUUCUUCCGCAACCAGCCGGCGAAGGAGGUUCCCGUGGCCGCUGGCAGGUCGUCUGCAAACCCUGCGAAUGUGCUCGCCAGCGCGCGAUCCUUGAUGUCGAAGGCUUCGCUCAAGCAGCGCGGGCACGCGAGCGGCGAUGCUGCCAGCGCCAGCGAUGCAGCUGAGCCAGAGCCGCCGUCCACUCCGCCGGCUGUCGAGCGGCAGCCGCCGCUCAUUUACAUCCCAAAGACGAUCAUCAGGCCCGACGUCGACCCUCGGGCCGCGCUUGUCGAUCGUAACGGCGCCAUAUUUGGCACCUUCGUCAUGCUGGCGACGCUGGGCGUGCUCGUCGGCACGAGCGUGACGGGCCACGUCAAGGUCUACCAGAUCGCCGUGCCAGGCGCGGUGAUCACCUUCCUGCGAGAUGCCGGCCGCGACUGGUACAUGUGGCGCGCGCUCAAGAAGGAGAAGGCCGCCAGCCGGAGCGACGCCGUGCAGUCCGAGGCCGGCAACGGCGAGCCAGGCAUCGAGAUGACGGCGCCUGGCACAGCUCCUUCUGCCACUCCGGCGCCCGCACGCCGCCCUUUCCUGGGUCGCGUGCUGCAGCGUCCGCACGCCUUUGCCACAGUCUUCCCGACGGUGACCGUCGUGCUGCGGCGGCUGCCGUUCCCGCUGCUGCCCUUCGCCUUUGGCAUGUUCAUCCUCGUGCAGGGCCUGGGUCACGUCGGCUUCAUCGACAUCAUGGCGCGCGGGCUUGGCCGGGUGUGCGCAAGCGGCACGACGGCCACGGCGUUCUUCAUUUCGACGCUGGGCAUCGUGCUGUGCAACUUCGGCGGCACCAACAUUGGCAGCACGAUUCUGCUGACCAAGGCGCUGCAGUCGCGCGCCUUUACGUCGCAGCUGCCGCUCGACCAGGCAGCGAUCAUCCUCAAAACAGGCACGUACUCCAUCGCGUUCGGCUCGAACGUUGGAGCGCUCGGCGGCACGUUUGCCGCGAGCCUUGCUGGCCUGCUCUGGCGUCAGGGCUUGGCGCAGGGCGGCGUGCACGUCACGCCCGGGCAGUUCGCGCUCUGGUGCGCCGUCGUCAUUGUACCGUCGACGGUGGCAGGCAUCGGCGUGCUGCUCGCCGAGGUCACACACUUCCGCAUUGGGGAGUAGAUGCGCGGGCUAAUGGAUUGCGUCACCCAUCACAGCCGCGCCAUGAACCAGUUGCUGACCUCGUCGAGCACCUUGGCGUCCCGCGGCGCCGAGUGGCCGCCGUCGAACCACCUGACCUUGGCGAUGGCCUCCACGUUUGCGCCGCUCUUGCUCUUCCCAUCGUCGGCGCUGCAGCACUUCGCCCAGCCUUCACUAACAGGACGAAACUGGUCGCGCUCGCCGACGAGAUGCAUGCUCGGCGUCAGCUCGAGGAAGCGCGUCUUGCGCAGCGUUGCAGCGCGCGCCCCGGCUAGGUAUUCGACAGCCACGGCAGAGUGCAGCGAGGAGCUGUGGAUCGCGCAGAUCGCUGUUCGGCCAUCAGCAGGG
Tilletiopsis washingtonensis is the source of this 2656-nucleotide messenger RNA. RefSeq lists its product as hypothetical. Gene Ontology annotation, biological process: transmembrane transport. The coding region runs from base 254 to 2290 and encodes 678 amino acids. The record is from RefSeq and is a predicted model, not a curated record. Lineage: Eukaryota; Fungi; Basidiomycota; Exobasidiomycetes; Entylomatales. The transcript is spliced from 2 exons. Gene Ontology annotation, cellular component: membrane.